This is a messenger RNA of Phyllotreta striolata, 1967 nucleotides long. NCBI's taxonomy places the organism in Eukaryota, Metazoa, Arthropoda, Insecta, Coleoptera, Chrysomelidae. The record is from the annotation of a GenBank genome assembly.
GAAGUAUAGAAGUAGAAUGCAAAUGGCGACGAAAUUUUGACAUAUGUAAACAGGUGAUCAAUUUCAGGAAAAAAGUGUUGCUUUGUUUGUGAUUAAUGCAGGCUUUUUAAUCGAUGAAAAAUGUUGUUCAGUUUUUUUAAUAAUACAUAUUAAUGGCUCUGUAUUAUAUUAAAUUAACAGAAAUAUGGAAGAAUCAAUGACUACUUCUCAGGGUGGUGAAUCUGAUAUGGAAUGUUCAGAUAAUGAAUUUUACGAUUAUUACAACUCGAAUGAUGAUAUUGAUAUAGAACAGAUAGAUCCUAGGAACAUUGAUCCAGAAUAUUUUGAGUAUAAUUGUCUUCUAGAGGAGCAAGUUGACAGGUUACUCAAUGAAACUGUUGAAACUUUGAGUAAUAAUUUACAAAUUCCUCCUUCAUUGGCAAAAGUUCUUUUACACAGCAAUCAAUGGAAUAUAAACGAAGUAACGAAAAAAUUUAACGACAACUCCACUCAGACUUUAAUCGCAGCGAGAAUCGAACCAGAUGCACCACCUAGUAGUUUACUUUUGACAAGAUUAUCGUCGUACGUUUAUUGUUCAGUAUGCGCUACUUUACAGCACUUUGAAAAUUUUCAUAAUCUGUCAUGUGCACAUAUGUUUUGUAAUGAAUGCUGGACCAUGCAUUUCGAAGUACAAAUUAACCAGGGUAUAUCUACUGGCAUAGCAUGUAUGGCAAGAGAUUGCAUUGUCUUAGCUCCAGAAGAUUUCGUACUAAAACAUUUACAACGUCCCAAUAUGAGAGAAAAAUAUCAACAGUUUUCUUUUCAAGAUUACGUUAAAUCACAUCCAUUUUUGCGAUUCUGUCCAGGUCCAAAUUGUUCUAUUGUGGUUCAUAGUAAGGAUAUUAAGGCUAAAAGGGCUACAUGCAAUCAAUGCAAAACUAUAUUUUGCUUCAAAUGUGGAUGUGAUUAUCAUGCGCCUACCGAUUGUCAUGUAAUCAAAAAGUGGUUGACGAAAUGUGCAGAUGACAGUGAGACUGCAAAUUAUAUAAGUGCACAUACUAAAGACUGUCCCAAGUGCCACAUUUGUAUUGAGAAAAAUGGCGGUUGUAAUCACAUGCAAUGUUACAAUUGUAAACACGAUUUUUGUUGGAUGUGUUUAGGCGACUGGAAAUCUCAUGGGUCUGAAUAUUACGAAUGCUCUCGAUACAGAGAAAAUCCAAAUAUUGCUCAUGAAUCCGUUCAUGCUCAGGCCCGUGAAGCAUUAAAAAAGUACCUACAUUAUUACGAGAGAUGGGAAAAUCAUUCAAAAUCACUGAAAUUAGAAGAACAGACAUUGGAGAAGCUCAGGUCACGUAUUAACCAAAAUGUUAUGUCAGGAUUGGGAACAUGGAUUGACUGGCAAUAUUUAUUUACUGCAGCAAAUCUACUGGCUAAAUGUCGAUACACUUUACAAUAUACAUAUCCAUAUGCAUACUAUAUGGAAGGUGGAUCGAGAAAGGAGCUGUUUGAAUAUCAACAAGCUCAGCUGGAAGCUGAAAUUGAAAAUCUUUCGUGGAAAAUCGAAAGGGCUGAAACUACAAAUCGGGGAGAUUUGGAAAACCAAAUGGAUAUUGCUGAGAAGCGACGUACAACUCUUUUGAAAGAUUUCUUAGAUGAGUGAUAUUUAUAUUAGAUUUAUCUAAUUUAUUUAUUCACUUUUUAUUAUUUUAAUUUUUUUUUUGAAUUUGUGCAGUGUUAUCGAAAAGAACAACACAGCACAGCUCAUUAUCUUAAAAUUUAGACUGUGAUGUAAACACCUGUUAAAUCACAUGUUCAUUACUUUGGAAUUAUCGAGCCUCUUAAAAAUAUACCUCUUAUACUAAAUGAAAAAGUUAAUAUUAAAUUCAACGUACUUAAAAAAUAAUUAAAUGCACCAUUAUGCUAUUAUAAUAAGUCAUUAUAUGUGGUAGUUAAUUCCACAGUAAUAUUUUGUCAAAUUUUUAAAUGAA